AGACUGAGGCUAUGUGACCCACCCUUCCCCAGAGACUCCUCGUCUGAGGCGUCAGGCGUGGUUUGUUCAGUUACUUUCGUUUUUCCAUUCGACGAAGAGAUGAAGCCACACAACAUCAACGUGUUACCAGGAGAUAAGCCUGUUUGCAGGCAAUACCACCAAAACUCCUGGCUCUCUAAAUUAAGGACGUUGAAGGUGUAAAUCCAAAGCAGCUAUUGAUUUCUACAAGAAUGUGAUGAAUGAGGCUAAUGUGGAUUUUCUCACUAUCAUGAUAAAUGCAAAUUUCAUUCAAGAAUUGCUCAAAAAAAAACAAAGACAAAUAGCUAAUUUUUCCCAGACUAGACUCUUAAGAAAACAAAUAGUUUAAAAUGCUUAAUAAAAUUCCACACUCCCACCUUUUAAAAUGACCCAAAAUAUAACCUACAGCAUCUAUACAGGGCCAUGCAGUGAAAUGGCAGAUGGAUUUUCUAAGAUGGUCAACUAUGUGACAGCAUCUCUUGAAAAAGAGGAGUGUAAAACACUACUGUACCUUUGUACAGAUUUGUUUAACAACAUCUGCAUGGAAGACUUGAGAGCAGCUUUGGUGGCAUUUGCCAAACAGGCACAAGCUCAAGCAGGUCAAGCUCAGGCUGGUGAUGCCCUGCUGAUGGAGCUCAUGUUCCGAUUGAAGCGCUAUGAUAUCCUAAAGAAGGUUUUUGGUACCAACAGACAACAGGUAGAAGGAAUUCUGAAGAAGGGAGCUGUCCUCUCAGAUUAUAGGGUUCUAAUGGCAGAUGUGAGCGAAAAUCUGGGGAAUGAGGAGCUACAGUCUCUUAUAUUUCUCCUGAGCAGUACCCUGCCCAAAGAAAGACUGGCUAAAGCUACUAGCUUUCUAGAUGUGGUAGUGGAGUUGGAGAAGUUAGAUGAAGUAUCAUGUGAUAAGCUAGACCUGCUUGAACAGUGCUUGAGAAACAUAAACAGAAUGGACCUUGUCAGAAGGAUUCAGUACUACAAGAAUAGAGGUCAGAAUGUUCCAUGUGCAAUCCCUAAAGUCCAGAACUCCUUUAAGUUCGCCCCUGUGCAAUGCCAGCUUUCUGCUCAACAAGUGAAACAAACACUAUGCUUUUCCCAAGAGUUUCAGAAUUUGAAGGUUUCAGUACCGGAGACAGGGACACAACAUCUACCGGCUUUGAUGGAGCAGUAUGAAAUGAAUCCUGAGCAGAGGGAUCUGUGUGUGAUUAUUGACUGUGUUGGCUUUGAUGGAGAGAUGAUGAAUCAGACAUUCAAGUGUCUGGGUUUCAAGGUCAUUCUUCACUCUCUCUUGGGUCUAAAAGAAACCCAGAAGGUCUUGGAAGACCUGACCCGCAACAGGAUCCUUCAGGGGGUCAAUCGCUUUGUCUGCUGCAUCAUCAGCAGGGGAACGGACACUCAUCUGUUGGCUACAGACUCUAGCAGACUUGGCAUCUGGCUGGAGGAUCUCAGGCAGCUUUUCAGCCCAACCCAGUGUCCCUCUCUGUGUGGCAAACCCAAACUCUUCUUUAUCCAGAUCUACAGGACCACAGAAGUCCCAAAUCCCCCCUCAAUGGAUGAUGAAUACCUUGAGACAGAUGUGCCAGGACGCCACUGUUCUAGGAGGCUAUGUGCGAAUGCAAGGACUAUCCCAGCAUUGGCAGAUGUCCUUUGGAGCGUGUGCAGAGCAGAGGCAAAGCUGCUGGAAGGGUCUGGCCACCAAUCGGUUUACCUGCGUGCAUUAAAUUCUACCUUUCUGAUGGGAUGUCAGAGAAAGAUGCUUUUAUUGGACAUCAUGGAAGAGGUGAAGAGAAACGUGUUUAUUUAUAAUCAACAAAACCCUGAGAAUGAGUACCAUCUUCAACUCUAUCACACACUACGCAAGAAACUUUACUUAUAACACUUAAUUUGUGCGUCACAACACAAACUUAAUUUUUUCUCUUUUAUUUUCUCUUGUCAACACACACACCCUAUACUUGUUGUUUAGAAUGGAAAUAUUUCCCUUAUAGUGGUUGAGUAAUCCGAGCAUAGCUUAAUACUGCCAUAAUAUCUGGUAAAAUAUAAUUGUGUUUUAUAUAUUUGCUUAUUAUUAUUAUUAUUAUUAUUAUUAUUAUUAUUAUUAUUAUUUAUAUUCAUUGUGUAUCUCCAUUGGCAGCUAAUACAGAUUUCUCUAGUGCAGUCUCAGUGCUAGUGCCUCGCUAAUUAAUUUAAGAAUUCCUUCAGUCAUUACUCCGGCAAAGUGAAGUUUAUUUGUAAAGCUCUUUUGAAAAUACAUUGUAAAUACAUUAUUGUUUUAGCAGCUUUACAAAAAAAAAAAAAAAACAUGACUUAAUCCUCCAAAGUUGCAAUGCAAAGAUGAAUGGUGCAAGGAAAGCAAUUCUGUGAGAUGUUUUGGUAAAGAGCAGAAUCUUUGGGAGGAAUCAGACAAGACCCCAUUCCUCUUCAUAAUAACAAUUCAUUUUCAUGUGCUGAAUAUCUAGUUACAUCAUGCUGCACUAUUAAUCUUGUUCAGUAAUCCACUUCUCUUCUAUAGAAAACUAUAUACACACUGAUAAUAAUGCAUAUACACAUUAUAACAAAUAUAUCCUUAUUGUCUAAUAGUGUUGUACUGUAUCAGUAGGCUGGAGUUCUGUGACCUUAAUGAGCCUGGUGGAUCGUAGCAUGAUCAAUCACUCUCUAGAGCAGAACAUAGAGUAGAAUAUAGACUUUAAACGUUGAUGUGAAUUGAUGAUUUAUUGGCUGGUCUGAUCGUUUUUAGCAGAUGCGUAGAAUUUUAAUACACAUGUAGAAUUUGCAUACUGUGAUAUAUAUCAAACCAGACUGUAGCACAACUGUAAUGUUAAACUAAACCUAGGCCUAUAUCUAAUUGUCAUUUAAAUAAAUAACUUAUAUUUACAUAAUUUAUUUCAUCCCGCUUCAGAGACUGACUACUGCAUGCUUUCCAUUAGCAGAUUAUAAAAUGAAUUAACAGAAUAUGAAAACCGUAUGAAAAAUUGAAUUACACUUGGCAGCAUGGGAUGUGUAGAGAAAGUGACCAUUAUGAAUAAAAAUGAUUUAAAUUA
Messenger RNA from Carassius gibelio (silver crucian carp), 3050 nucleotides. It is a transcript of the gene cflara, whose product is annotated as CASP8 and FADD-like apoptosis regulator a. The transcript has 11 exons. The record is from RefSeq and is a predicted model, not a curated record. Gene Ontology annotation, biological process: proteolysis; negative regulation of extrinsic apoptotic signaling pathway via death domain receptors. Gene Ontology annotation, molecular function: protein binding; cysteine-type endopeptidase activity. Lineage: Eukaryota; Metazoa; Chordata; Actinopteri; Cypriniformes; Cyprinidae. The coding region runs from base 404 to 1888 and encodes 494 amino acids.